Messenger RNA from Fulvia fulva, 1080 nucleotides. RefSeq names its product Fe-S cluster assembly protein dre2. Gene Ontology annotation, cellular component: cytoplasm. Gene Ontology annotation, biological process: iron-sulfur cluster assembly. Bases 1 to 1080 code for a protein of 359 amino acids. Gene Ontology annotation, molecular function: iron-sulfur cluster binding. The transcript is spliced from 2 exons. The record is from RefSeq and is a predicted model, not a curated record. Lineage: Eukaryota; Fungi; Ascomycota; Dothideomycetes; Mycosphaerellales; Mycosphaerellaceae.
AUGGCCCCCGCCGUCGUCAUCGACAACACGCCCGACUUCGACAGCAUGGACUUUGAAGCGCCCGCCGUCAAACCACACGCGACUCCCCGAACGCUCCUCCUCGCACCACCCUCCGUCGCAUCCCACCCCGACACUCUCACCAACGUCGCAGCAGCCUACGACCGCAAUGCCACAGACAUCCAGAUGCUCGAUCGCCUCGCCGCUGGCUUGGUUGCUCUGCCUGCCGCUACCUACGAUGUCAUCCUGAUCCUCACUGAUGUCGAUCGCACGAUGCAAGAGAGCGAGAGGUUGCUAAAACGGGAUGUCAUGGGGAGGAUAGUGCAGGCGCUGAAGACUGGUGGAAGAUUGCAGAGUCAAGGGGGUGCGUUUGCGGGGUCGCAGAUGACGGAGGCGAUUUUGGCGGGGUUGGAGAAGGAGGGUGAUAGUAUGGUCAAGGCAGAUAGGAGUGCAGCGCCGCAGACCGUGAAGUUGAAUUUCGGAAAGAAGAAGAAGGCGAAUGCGGCAGCUGUGUCGGGGAACGAGGUCGAGGCUGUGAAUACGAGUAAGAGGAAGUCACAGGAUAUCUCGACUGGGAGUGGGGUGCUUGCGCAGAGUGGCACGAAUGGUGUUGUGCAAGUCACACCAGCUGGCGUGGGCUUUGUAAACAGCAUGGACGACUUGGACGUUGGAUAUGAUGACGAUGAUGAUGAGUUCCCGGAUGAUGAGGCAUUGGCGAGUGCGGAGAGGAUCGAUCCGGAUACCUUGUUGACGGAGCAAGACAGGCAGAGACCGCUUGUGAUCCCCGAAGCAUGCAAGCCUAACACGAAGAGGCGGCGCGCCUGCAAAGACUGCACUUGCGGACUGGCGCAGCGUAUCGAAGCUGAGGACAAGGCUAAGCGCCAGGAGGCAGAUGCCAACCUGGCAAAGCUGACUUCCAAUGAUCUGACCGAGGUCGACUUUACCGUGCAAGGCAAAGUUGGCUCGUGUGGCAACUGUGCUUUGGGUGAUGCGUUCCGGUGCGAUGGCUGCCCAUAUAUCGGACUUCCUGCUUUCAAACCUGGCGAGGAGGUCAGGCUGUUGAACAACGAUGUGCAGCUCUGA